GGACGUGAUGGCGUCAUGUUGGCCACGCCUUCUCCUACGUCAACGAUCAUGGCGGCGCCCUAAGCGAGAAACUUCCAUGCGUAAAUGAAGUGCUUGUAGUUUUAAAGUGAUCUACAUAAAGACAGGAGAAAGAUGCCAGCAGCACUAAACCUCGGCAAUGAGGUGGUGAAAAUGAGAGCCGAGGUGAAGCGGGUGAAGGUCCUCAUCAUUCGCAAGCUCACCCGCCAGAUCUUCGCUCUGAAGAAGAAGAAAGGGACCGAAGCCGACCUGGAGAGGAACCAGAGGAGAGCGGCAAGGUUGCUGGAGGAGAUCCACGAACUGAAGGCACUCGCACCAGACAGUGUCACCAAGGCUGCCCUGCAGAGUGACAUCAGCUUUGAGAAAGUGUGCCAGAAUAAAGACUCCACCCUUUCAGAACGCGCCACAGCCCGCAUUGCCACACACCCCGAGUUCAGCAAGAGAAUCCAGAACAUCAAAAAUGCCAUAGAAGCCUUUAAAGCAGAGAGGACAAGUGCUGAGAGAGCCGAAAAGAAGAAAGAAAAAAAAUCUAAAGACGUCGACCAACAAGAGAGAGAAUCAAAACUAGAUAGUGAUGACAAAGAGGGCUCAGAGGAUGACGAUGAUGUUGGCGAAGACGAUGAUGACGGCGAUGAUGAUGAUGGUUCCUCUCAAAAGGUCCAGAAAGCAGAUGAAGAGAAUGUACAGGAACCAAUGAAGCAGAAUAAGGAUCCAGUCACAGCAAAAGAGAGUUCCUCAGGAACAAUUAGCACUCCAGUUGAGGUGGUGAGGAUGAGGAAGGAGGUGAAGAAACUCCGGGUGCUGAUUAUCCGGAACCUCACCCAGCAGCUCACCGGUCUCAAGAAGGCAAAGCCUGAAGAGACCGAGCUAAAAGGGAACGUGGAAUGUGUGGCACGGCUGCAAGAAGAAGUACAGGUCUUGAGGACGCUUCUACCUGACCACGUUACCUCCAGAGCCCUCGAAGGGAGCAUUGAUAUGGAGAAAGUGUUCCAGGAUCCAGAGUCUAGUGCGACGGAGAGAGCGACAGCACGGAUCGCAACACACCCAUGCUUCCUGAAGAAGCUUCAAGAUGUCAGAAAAGCCAUUGAAGAAGAGAAGACGAAGGCCGCAAAAGCUGGAGAGGAGAACAAGGCUGGAGAGGAGAAUAAGGUUGAAGAGGAGAAUAAGGGUGUAAGUGAAAUGUUGAAUGCUGAAGAUAGUGAUGGUGAGGUUGAAGAAGAGGAGGAGGAGGAGGUGGCUAGUGAUGAUGAUGAUGAUGAUGAUGAUGAUGAUGAUGAUGAUAAGGAGGAGGAGGAGGAGAAGGAGAAAGUAAAGGAGAUGCAUCCGACCUUGACAGUAAUUCCAAAGUCUAACGUUGAAAAGCCACCAGAGGACACCAAGUUGGCUUCUGCAAAAGAGAAAUCAAAAGGAGCAGAGCUGGAAAAAGCUGUGAGAAGUCCUGCAAAUCCAAAAUCUAGUUCCAAACCACCAGUCAAAGCAGUCCAGAGUCUGCCAUCCAAGACCAAAGAAGCAGCACCACCACUGGGACAAGUCUCCAAACCUGACACCGAGAAACCAGAAAACAGAAAGGACAAAGAAGAGUCGGACAUGUCUGAGUCUGAUGAAGAGAAAGAGUAUUUUGACGACAGCACCGAAGAACGUUUCCACAAGCAGUCUUCCUAUUCAGAGCAGAGCGAUGACGAUGACUUCUUCCUCGGCAAAGUGAGCAAGCUGAAGAAGAAGAAAAGCGACACUGCGCCCAGAAAAGAAAAAACAAACGACCCUAACAAAGCUAGCCAGACACCUCAGUUCCAAAUGCAGUCAGUCUUCUGCUCCACCCUGUCCAAAUCCAGCAGUUCCUCUCAGAAGGGUGGUCCAAAGCCACCGCGUUUCCAGAACCAGAAACGUUCACAAGGUGACAAAAAACCAUCGUGGGUUAAAAGCCAAGGUUCUGGAAGGGAAAAAAGGCCUCCGGGAUUUAAAAAUCAGAUGCCUGGAUCCAGAGAGAGUUCAAAGCAGAAAGGUCCAGGAGGAGAUCAAACUGGUAAACCUGCAUUCGAGCGGAAAAACACUCCGUUUAAUAAAGCAGGGACGCAUUCCCAGCAGGCCCUGCAUCCGUCAUGGGAAGCCAGCAAGAAGAGGAAGGAGCAGCAGGCUCAGAUCACAGCCUUCCAAGGGAAAAAGAUCAGAUUUGAUGAUGAUGAUGAUGAUUAACAUAUUUCAGGAUCAUUCUUUAUGCGUUAAGACAUUUACACUGACAUUUACAUUCAGUGUCAUAAGAUAUCUGUCAUAUUUGUUUCAAAUCAAAGUUCAUUCAUUCAUGUUGACAUGUUGGCAUGGUUUAAGAUCUUUUUUACAGCUGUGUGUGUAAAUCCUGAAUAAAAUGUAAAUAUGUGUUUUCAUCCUAGAACUUUUCUUGAUGAAGGUAAUUGAAAAUUAGUAUGACUUCAACAUUUCUCUCUCAUGAUCAUUUUAUUUCUGGAACCUAUUAAGGAAUAAAACACUUCAGGGCAUGUCAUUAUAGGAAAAUAAUCAAUGAUGAGAUUGUUAUUGGAGUUCUUUUUCUUACACUGAACAGUAUGGCCUGAAGUGUUUUAUUCCUUUUAUACUACAGCAAUUUGCCCAUGAUUUAAAUUUUUGAUUUAUUAAUGAACAACACCUCAUGCUUUAUAGCCGUUUAUAAUGUCCACGAGACGAGUUCGUUCCUGUUAUCAGACAGUCAUUCCCUUAUAAGCUUCUCUCUUGAAUUUUAUGCCUUGGAAUAAAGAUUUUAAAUGUCCUUUGUCCUGAUAAUGGUGGAAAACUGUUAGAAAAUGCUGACAUUGGAAACUCCUUCCACAAAUGUUAAAUAAAUAUCUCCUUGCAGAAAACUUCACCAUA
Molecule: messenger RNA, 2877 nt
Organism: Ictalurus punctatus (channel catfish)
Lineage: Eukaryota; Metazoa; Chordata; Actinopteri; Siluriformes; Ictaluridae
Gene: srfbp1
Product: serum response factor binding protein 1
Exons: 3
Coding region: 133-2211 (692 amino acids)
Biological process (GO): maturation of SSU-rRNA
Cellular component (GO): 90S preribosome; nucleus
Source: RefSeq, a predicted model, not a curated record